Mizuhopecten yessoensis (Yesso scallop) is the source of this 834-nucleotide messenger RNA. RefSeq names its product transmembrane protein 17B-like. Gene Ontology annotation, cellular component: ciliary transition zone. The record is from RefSeq and is a predicted model, not a curated record. Lineage: Eukaryota; Metazoa; Mollusca; Bivalvia; Pectinida; Pectinidae. The transcript has 4 exons. The coding region runs from base 36 to 653 and encodes 205 amino acids. Gene Ontology annotation, biological process: non-motile cilium assembly.
UUUACAUCACGUGACUUAGCGCGCCGCAUAUCAAAAUGGAGGCUACCUUGCGAAGAACUGUCACAAAUUUUACAGACGUCCUUUUCCCGGUUUCUAAGAAUGCCCAGGAUCCGAAUCAACAUCAGAUACUCAAAACAGGGAAUGAAUAUGUGUCCAACCUUCCACUACAGAUGGCACUCUAUUUCAACAUGUUCUUCAUGCCGUUUUGGUUAACAUCAAUACUUGUGUGCUUUGAAAUUAAGUAUACCCGACUCUCCAUCUUGUAUGUGAUUGUGCUGAUUGCGAUCUACUUCGUGUAUACACUCAUAGAGAUAAUCCGCCUGUAUAUAGGUUACACUGGGAACCUAACAGAAAGGGUUCCUGAGUUGGCUGGUUCCUGGUUACUUACAUUACUGAUACAGUUUCCACUGAUCUUACUGUUGACAUUUAAUGACGAUGCUGUUCUGUUACCACUUGAGCGGGCAGUUCACAUCAUAGAGGCCCUGUUUGUUCUGUUUGAGGUAGUGUGUGGCUACUUUGCCAUCAGGACAAUGGUUAACUACCAAGUGACAAAGUUCCAUCUGCGACAGUUUACAGACCUGGAGCAGCUUCCAGGAGAGGAGGUUCACUGGCACGAUGGCUACGACUCCUACCAUCAGAACCUCCUCACAUAGUCACAGCUGUUAUAAUCAUGGUGUAUGAAUAUGAUUGAACAUAUCUUUGCCAUUAGUUACUUCAAAGUUUUUUAUGACAUAUGCAUUCCACUUUACAAAUGUAAAGUUUUGAACAUAAGUAAUUGGAGUAUGUAGAUCUAGCAUACCGUAUUCGAAGUGGAUGCAAACAUUCCAUUCAAAU